Molecule: messenger RNA, 4610 nt
Organism: Dreissena polymorpha
Lineage: Eukaryota; Metazoa; Mollusca; Bivalvia; Myida; Dreissenidae
Product: protocadherin Fat 3-like
Exons: 27
Coding region: 124-3555 (1143 amino acids)
Biological process (GO): homophilic cell-cell adhesion
Cellular component (GO): catenin complex; plasma membrane
Molecular function (GO): calcium ion binding; cadherin binding
Source: RefSeq, a predicted model, not a curated record
CAAUAUUUAUACAUUGACAGCUUUGUGUGUUUGACAGUUACUGCUUUAUAAGAAUAUUGGUGUGGAUUUACAUAUUCUUACCCAAAUACCUUGAAUUUUGUUGAUUCUUGUACUUGGACUUGAAUGUCAUGUCAAAUAAUGGUUAGUUUUAAUGCAAUCGUGGUGGCCAUGUCAAGUCUGUUUAUACACACGCCCGAAGGAGCAAUUUAUAAUUGCUCGGGCAGUGUUCAUGUUGUUGAGGUCAAUGACACAGCACUUAUUGGGCAUGUAGUGGUUACUGCCACCGGAAAUAUUACACAAUAUAGUGGAUGCGCACACUUUUUGGAACUAUCGAACGGAAAACUUGUAUUAAAAACAAAACUAACGACUCUUUGUAUGGACACGCCUGUAUGCCAAUUCAAUACAAGCGACUGUUCGCAGACGAAUAUUCUUAUACUGACCAUUGUGCGAACCGCAUUUUACAACAUAUCUUUCAAAGAAGAAAAUUAUACUGCAACUAUAGCAGAGAAUACGAAAAAUGCAACAUUGCUGCAAAUCGGUUCCGAUAAACUGGGAGUAAAUCUCGCGAUGGGUAACUGUUACAAUGGAGAUGAAACCUCGUGGAACCAUCCAAAAUUAUUCGCACUAAAGACUGAAUCUGUGCCGUUUUUCUGGCGGGCCAUAAGUAACAGAAAUUCCUUAUAUACAUUUGGCGAUAUCGAUUAUGAGAAAAGCACUGGGUAUGCCCUGACAAUCGAAGGAACUUAUAUGGGUAUAAAUGGUUCAGCAACAACGACAAUCUAUGUGGAGAUAAUUGACGAAGAUGACCAAAAUCCGACAUUUAACAUCAAAGACGGUAUUGACUACAGACUGGAUAUCGCUGAAGAGGACAACGCGACAGUGAAUAGACCACACAAUACAACGCCGGUUAUGUCCGCAUAUGAUCAAGAUUUCGGCAUUAACGCGACCAUUAAAUACAAACUAAGAACUAUUACUCCAUCUACUGGUGCGCACCUUUUUACUAUCGACCCUGACAAAGGGACAGUCAAUGUUACGGAAGUAUUGGACUAUGAAAAACAAUCGAAUUACCGCCUCAUCAUCGAGGCUUAUCAAGUUGACAACCCACAGUCGCGCACCGCUCAAGCAACUAUAAGCGUUAACGUCGUAGACAUAGAUGAUCACAAACCAUUGUUCCGACCGGAUGUUGACGACGUGGUGUUAUUAGAACAUUCAGUCGUUGGUACACACGUGUAUAACGUGAGGGCUUUGGAUAACGAUGCAGGAGAAAACGGGUUCAUUACCUAUCGGAUCAUUAGCAACACAGAGGCGUUUCAGCUUCUUAAAAUUGACAACUUUUCGGCAGCAUUGAAUGUAAAAGAUCCGGCGAAAAUUGAUAGGGAAAAUCAGGAAAAUAUCACCGUUAUUAUUGAACCAUUAACACAUAAUGGCAAAGCAGGUCAAAACAACCUAACAGUGAACAUCCGUCUAGAGGAUAUAAACGACAACAAUCCAGUUUUCGGUAUCCCUGAUAUGUCUGAGUUCAGUUUCACGUAUGUGAAUCAAUCUGAUGGAACGUCUAUAGGAAAGGUUGAGGCAACUGAUAAGGAUACUGGCGAUAACGCUCUUCUCGACUAUGAGAUAGUUAACAGGACCAUGAACGCAGGCGAAUGUUAUAACGAUAGUCCAUUUAUUAUCAACAAAACAACCGGGGUUAUUGUUAUGAGCAGAGGUUAUCUACCAUGUGAUGGAUACCGUUUUGUUGUUCAGGCUUGUGACAAUCCUUAUAAUCCUAUUGCGAGGCGAUGCUCAGUUACUACGGUAGCGGUUGCUAGGAUAGCCAAUGAGACUGUGGAUAACUCUCGUCAGAGCAUUAACGUCACGGAAUCCGUUUUAAUCGAUACUUACGUCGCUCAACUGAUGUGUGGUGGCACAGGUGUGACGUAUAAAGUAAUACCUAGUAUAACUGCAGUGCCGUUUGGUGUAUCUGCCAACGGAAUUUUGAAGACCUCUGGAUUAUUAGACAGGGAAAACAAUUCGACGUAUGACUUUCUGGUUCAAGCCUACCAGUAUGGACAGGUCAAAUGCAACAUCAACAUUAGUAUAAACAUCCUUGAUGUGAAUGACAAUGCUCCCGUGUUUCAACCUGACAUGUACAUACUAUACUUGGGAAACACCACUGAAAAGGGACAAAUCGUCGGAAUAGUUCGUGCAAAUGAUUCUGACAUCGGCGACAACGGAAUUGUGAAUUAUUCGUUCAAAACCAGAAGCGGUAAAUCGUACUUUAUCAACGGUUCAUCCGGGGAAAUCAGUCUUGUUAGUCCAGACCAUGUCAGAGAUAUUGAGCAACUUGUAGUCAUCGCGACAGACCAAGGAACACCCCGAUACGAGGCAUCGGCUGUUGUUUAUGUCCUCAGUGGAGAUAUUGGUACUAGCUCGGUUCCACUUAACACGCCUCUGGAAAAAGGACAGAUUACACACAAGAAAAAAACACUUGAAAGGGGAAUUUCAGAGAUUUUAAACCAGAGCGUAGUCAUUUCGCAUGUGAAAGCCUACGAAAAGUCUCCGCAUAGGUCCAGAAUCUUCAUCACUCCUACAGAGAAGUCCGUCGAAACCAGCACACUGGUCAGACAGGUGUAUAAUAACUACGAAGAGAUACGGACAUUAUUCUAUUCUGCACUCGAGUGUGCGGACACCAAACAUUUUGAUUCGGACCUGGGGGCACCCAAGAUAGGUUUCAUCGUUAUGGCGGUGGUUAUUCUGGUUGGAACGAGUAUUGCGAUCGUCUUCAUUUACAGGCAGUUUAACUGCCACAAAAGAUUCAAAAAGCUCUAUGAAACGUUGAAUAAGGACAGUUCGAUGCGCUCGUCUCAUGCAGAAACUGCAACACCUGAAAGCGAGUCUAGAUCGGCGAACACAAACGACGAAACAAAUGUUGUAUCGGAAACCAGUAACGGUGAUGUAGAAGCAAAAGUUGAAAACAUCACGUCGGUAAAGGAAAGCCUUGAUCAGCGUGUAUGUAUCGAGGGCAAUGAGCGUCAAACGGGUUUAAAUUCUGAAGAUAUGCCUGAUGAAGCAAUCAAACGCAAUCGUGAAAAACCUGUUGGUAGUGAUAGUGUUUCUUACGCAGAAAUGAACAAAACGGAAAGUGAUGGCAGCAACGGCCUUACUAAAACUGAAUCGCAAUCUGAUGUGCACGAUGUUGCAGAUGCCGAGCCUAUGCUUGAAGAACCUAACCCUGACUACGAUCCCAUAAAAGUUAGGUUUAGCGAGCCACUGAAGAUAACGGCGCAAAACAUUGGAGAGGAAGAUGAUACGUCAAAUAUGGAGUCGAAUGAGAAUGGUUACGAUGAAAAGGACAAACCAUCUAUCAAAGGAGAUGAGUUAGAAAACAACGAUAUUCAUAAUAAAUACAACCCGAUGAAAGACGUUUAUGAAGGAGCAUAUCAACACGUAAUGAAUGGACGAGUACCUAGUCAUGACACAGAAGUUGGAGUAGAUAAAAUUUGGUUCCCUUUGCAGGACAUUACUUCUGACAACAACAGCCAAUAUGACUUUGCUCCAAUAGUAUCAAUAUAAAGAAGUGAUACUCCAGUUGCUGGAGCAGUAUUGCAGUCUCAUUAUAUACAAUUAGUUGGUCCUUUAUUAAUAGUAAAAUUACUACUACUACUCAAAAUCAACGAAAAUUUCGUCACUUUUUCGUUAAAGUAACUUAACCAAUUAAAAAUCAGUAUUCCUUAUGGCAAUUGCCGAAAUUUCAACGCCAGAUGUGGUCCGGUAAAAUAGAUGUCUGUAGACAUAAAAUGCUCGUUGUUUUUCCAUUUUAAUUUCCGAUAUCUAUUUAUACGACACAUGAACACUAACAUGGUGUUCCUGUGUCGUGUGAAUAGAUAUAUUCGCGGGAAAUUAAAAUGGAAUUAAUUGUGACACAAACAAAUACAAACGAGCAGUUUGAAUCUACAAAAAUCUAUGCAAUCAUACCACAUCUAGCGUUGAAAUUGUGGCUAUUGCUAUAAGGAACACUGAUUGUUUAGGUGUUAACUUUAUUUUACGAAAUACUUAACGAAAUGUUUGUUGAUUUUGAGAGUUAUGGAGACUUUAAGGCAAGUGACCAAUUGCCUAAAUAUUACCAAACAGCUCAAUACAAAACAACAUAAACACAUGUGUACAUAAUUAUAAGCGAUAUUGAUGUUAUUUUUACGGAACAGUUUUGUGACAGAUACACAUUCAGCAGUUACACGCGUUCAUGUUAUCAUUGCAUUAAAUUCACCGAUCAUACUUUAACAGUUGCUACUAUUCAAUGAAAUAUUUAUUUGCUCAUUUCUGGAUUUAUACUUGAUUUUCUAAAUUUCGACUAACUAAUACUUCAUGCUUCCAUCAUCCUAUCGAUUUACCUAUUUGGAUAGAAAACGUCAGUCAAACAUUAAGGCUUUGUUGUGUUUGCAACUAGUAUUUAGCAGUAAACAUAUUUGUAUCUACAUGCUUCAUAUCGAGUGUUGAUCGUGAUAAUAUUUAUUGUCUCACAAUAAUGUGCAUAUAAUAUAACAAUGGUCCCUGAUCUGUUUUCUCUUCACAAUUAAUUGUGUGGUAUGCUGUUAUUUUAUAAAUAUGUAAGAAAUAAACAGUAAAAGAAA